AUGAAUGAACUCGAUCGACUGGCCAUUGUUUCAUUCAAUAAGAAUGCUUUCGAUCGUUCACACGGAUUGAAACGAAUGAAUGAAUCAACAAAACUCAACGAUCUGAAUGCCGAGGUAAAACGAAAUCUCGUUUUUCAGUUACAAGUGUCGAAAGUGGACGAGGCACAAAAUGUCGAAAUGACCAGUCAACAGCCGAUGUCACAGAGUCAGCCGCAAGAAGAACCAUUAUUGUUUGCCAAUCAAAGCAUUGGUAAUGUGAUAAUCACCUACGUGGAUCCCAAUAGCGAUCUCAUAAUAACUACAACUGCGGUUCCAUUCCAACUAGCUCGAGCUUCUCAUUCAUCAGCCGAUCUUCUUCUAAUAAAUCACACUGUCGAUCUCCAACGAAAUCGAGUGGAAACGGAGAACGUACUCGAGCGAGCGAUGAACGAGUAUGACUAUGGACGGUCGCGUGCUAUUCUCAAAGAUCAAGUGGAAAAGAUCAAGGCCAGUGUGUCCGCGCAAGGUCCUUUCUGCCAACAGCUGAUUAAAGAUCUUGAAUAUCGUUAUCCGUCAGAACGUAAAUAUCGUUCAUCACAUCACAAUAGUUACCAUCAACAUCAAACGGAACGAGGGACAUACACACCAAGUAGUACUAUUAGUACACAACAGUACCUGAGCCAAGAACAAAGCACUCAGGCUGCUGACUUCCAGAUCAAACGUAUGAAACGCAAAUGA
Molecule: messenger RNA, 717 nt
Organism: Didymodactylos carnosus
Lineage: Eukaryota; Metazoa; Rotifera; Eurotatoria; Philodinida; Philodinidae
Source: the annotation of a GenBank genome assembly